AUGAAUUCUUCACCGCCAUCGACUCCACCUCCAACUUCCACGCACGACAACGAGCCAAGAUUCAAACCAAUAUCAUUGCCGUGUGAGUGGAUUGAAGACUAUCGACCAGGUGGCUAUCACCCAGUGGCUCUCGGUGAUCUGUUCGAUAACGGGCAGUAUAAAGUUAUACGCAAGCUGGGCGAGGGCUCGUACUCGACUGUGUGGCUGGCGCGAGAUGUACGACAGAAAAAUUAUGUUGCGCUGAAGAUACUCGUCUCUGAAAUCUCACGGCCGACCAAUGAGGAGCGAGUCUUGGACUACAUUGCCACUCAGGCAUCGCCAGAAGGCGAACGGCGCAUCACGCGACUCCUGGCAGAGUUUGAACAUAAGGGGCCCAAUGGAACACAUACAUGUUUCAUCUUUGAGCCUAUGGGACCAAGUGUGAAUACCAUGGUCGAAGAACUUCCCCAGUUCAACCCUCGCAAGUUCGAGAUGAAAGUCCGUUACCCGCCCAAGAUGGCAAAUGGUAUUCUAAAGCAAGCUUUGCAAGCUUUGGCAUAUCUCCAUUCUAUUGGUGUUGCCCACGGAGAUUUCCAACCGGGAAACAUGCUGUUUAGGCUUGGGGACAUUGACUCAGUAUCAGAGCAGACGCUCCAGCAGAAACAAGACGCAGAAGCAAGGCUGAUUUCCCGCCCUGUGGAAAGACUGGACGGCAAAAAGGACUUGUGGGCACCGCCAUAUCUGUGUAUCCCGCAGCCUUUGGCACCAUUCACUCCUUACGAAAACGGAUGCAAGAUUAAGUUGUCCGAUAUGGGCGGAGCCUACUUCUUGUCGGAGAAACCAAGCAAGAUCAUUACGCCGCUUGGAUUGCGAGCUCCGGAAUUGAUCUUCGCCGGGGAAAUGGGCGCCUCUCUUGAUGUCUGGAGUUUCGGCUGCCUUGUUUUCGAACUCAUCACGGGCCAACCUCUUUUCUGCGUGCUCGGCUCAAAAUGGGAAGAUGACGACCACAUCAUGAGGUUGACUGCUCGACUCGGUGCCUUGCCUGACACGUAUGCGAAGGCUUGGAAGACGUACUCGUGCUAUUUCAAGCCGGAUGGAUCACUCUUCAAUUGUAUGCUUGGCGGUGUGCCGGAGUGCGGCGAGCCGUUGAUACUACCCCGACCAACCAUGGAAGACGCCUUUGACAAGGCGGAACCUGAGAUCGACAAGGAUGAGGGCCGAAAAGUGAAGGAAUUAAUACGCUGGAUUUUACAAUACGAUCCUGCAGAGAGGCCUACUGCGGCCGAGAUUUUACAGCAUCCGUGGUUUCGUGAGAUUGAAACGGAUUAA
This is a messenger RNA of Akanthomyces muscarius, 1308 nucleotides long. RefSeq lists its product as uncharacterized. The record is from RefSeq and is a predicted model, not a curated record. NCBI's taxonomy places the organism in Eukaryota, Fungi, Ascomycota, Sordariomycetes, Hypocreales, Cordycipitaceae. Gene Ontology annotation, biological process: spliceosomal complex assembly; regulation of mRNA processing; protein phosphorylation. The transcript is spliced from 3 exons. The coding region runs from base 1 to 1308 and encodes 435 amino acids. Gene Ontology annotation, molecular function: ATP binding; protein kinase activity.